AUGCAGUGUGCCGCCGUCUGCUCUCCGGCCCACCCCACCAGCCUUGGCAGUGUCCUCCUCCGGCUCGUCACCUCUCCUUCCUUCUGCCCGAAAACUCCAGCCUGGAGAACACUUGCAUUGAUUCAGCAGCUUAAAGAGAGUUCCCUUCUGUUCUCUGGCUACAUCCUGCGGUCUACAGCCACUGCCUCCGUGCCUGAACCUCCUGCCCCGUCCAAACCGCCACGGUGGCUCUACCCAAAGCACUCCACCAGGAUCGUCCCUCCCAAGGUCACCAGAGAACCUGAUAGUGACCAAAACUGGCAUCCUUUUCUUUUUUUCCACCUUGCUGGAACCUGGCUGCCCUGCUCCCGCUGA
This is a messenger RNA of Rangifer tarandus platyrhynchus (Svalbard reindeer), 354 nucleotides long. Lineage: Eukaryota; Metazoa; Chordata; Mammalia; Artiodactyla; Cervidae. The record is from the annotation of a GenBank genome assembly.